This is a messenger RNA of Camelina sativa (false flax), 737 nucleotides long. RefSeq lists its product as uncharacterized. NCBI's taxonomy places the organism in Eukaryota, Viridiplantae, Streptophyta, Magnoliopsida, Brassicales, Brassicaceae. The record is from RefSeq and is a predicted model, not a curated record.
GUUUCUCUUGAUUACAGUGGUUUCUAACAUCAUCCAUAACCGAGGACGAAGAUGCAGCAUGGUGGAAACAAGAGUGGGGGGAAGUCCAAUGUGUGGGCUAACGCUAAUUUGACUAAGACAAUGGCAGCUUUAGACGAGUUCAAAUCUGGAUUCCCAUCAGGCGCUUUAUCAACUGUAUCAAACAAAUGGUGGGGAAGACCAGAGAAAGGCGGACGCGAAGAUGGAGGAGAAGAGAUUACUGAAGAUGGAGAUGUCAAGGACGAGGCAGCUUCUGAGAAACAAAGUUCUUUGGUAGCUAUUAGGAAAAGAAUAGCGGAAGAAGGAAGGGAACAUGGUCUGCGUCAAGGAUUUGGUUCAAAAAAACCAGACAAGAGAGAUCAUGCCCUACUGUUUCAGAUCUUCGAGUCUUCACUGCCAAAGGAUUGGGUUACUGAUUCUUCCUAAAUUUCGUUUUAAUAUGUUUAGAACAGAGUUUCCCUCUUAAAAUCAUGCUCUGUUAUAUGCUGUAAUGCGCAAGUUCUUUAAAGCCUGCAACUAUAUACAGUACAAUAUUUGUUGUAAUCGAAAGGAUGAAGACCUUUCUGUAAUGUUGUAAUAGUAUUCACUGGGUCAUAGGACAAGAAACCAAUAAUGUAGUAUUGCUUUGGUCAUUUUAUCAAAGUGAUUUGGAAAUACAACAGAAAGACUUGCGAUCUUAUGUGUCUAUAAAUAAGCUCUGUUGAUUUCGAAAACAUGGG